AUGAGCGUCGCCGAUCAGGCAAUUGAGCUUGUACGUCGACUCAAUGACCCAAGAUAUGCCGCCGGUGCCUCUGUAAUUUCACGCGAACUGCAAGAAAUUCAGCUAUCAGAUCAAGGAUGGGCUGCCGCAGACGCUAUGCUCGAUCACGCAGAUCCCAACAUCAAGUUCUAUGGAGCUUUGAGUCUGCAAAUCAAGCUCAACAAAAACAGAAGCACGCUCGAUGAUCAAGCAGCCGCUGAGUUGAAGUCGCGCUUGAUUCUCUGGUUUAUACGUCUUGCCCUAGGCAACAUGCCUCCUAAGUUUGUUAUCGACAAAGUUUGCUCUACGCUUGCAACAUACUUCAUCCAGUCUCCUGUUCCCUGGACACAGACAGUACGCCAGAUCGUUUGCUCCUUGCAUGCUUGUGACGUCGUGCCUCUUGACGGACUCAGCACAUAUCCUGACACUAGUCAAAUUAUCGGCCAACUGUCAGGGCUUAGACUGUUCAUGGCUGUGCGUUUCUGCAGAGUUUUGGCCGAAGAUGUCCAGAACAGCUCUAUCCUCGGCCCGCAGUACUACCACCUGGACAAUCUCCUCAAGACAAACACUGCCGACUCGGCCGUACUCAUGACGUAUGUGUUUAGCACAUCAACGCCGCUUUCUACAGAAAUUCGGAUCGAAGCGGUACACUGCUUCUCUGCAUGGGUUACCUACAGCUUUUCCCAUUGGACCACCGAUCCUGUGGCGUUGCAGCUUCUACAAAACCUGACCCCAAUGGUCAUCGAGCACGUUCUGCAUCGCGAAGAGGAAGUCAGAGAUCCCACUGUAGAAUUCUUCGUCAACACCCUGGAGUACCGCUCAAAGUUUCUCCAAAGGGACCACCUCGAAUCGAUUUCGCUAUUGAUCCGCAAAACCAUCGGUCCCCAAUGUUUGCUACAGAACCAGAGCUUCUUGGACCCAACGAUUGUGUCAUUCAGCAAGUUGAUAACCGCUUAUGGCAAACUGGCUGUCAAAGACCUUAUUUCCGAGAGAAAUCGAGAUUCUUCUCAAGAAGUCAUUGAACUCUUCCAACAACUACUGCGUGCCCCUGGCUACCCUGCUGAGGACGAUCAAGUGAUUCUACAGGUGACCGAAUUCUGGAUUGAGUAUGCUGAACAGAUUGCCGACACAGUCAUGGACGUGGAAGAGGAUAAGAUUCCCUUCCUGACAGCCGUGAGAGAUGAUCUUAUGCAGGCCGUCCAAACCUACAUCCCCAAGCUCCAAGCGCCAUCUCUUUCGGAAAUCUCUGAAUGGGAUGAGGAUAAUGUUGACUCAUGGCAAUUCUUUCGCGAUAACAUCAGCGAUUUAUUCGACCAAGUCAACAGCGUUCCCGACACACAUCUCUUGAGUAAUAUGGUUGUCCUCGCAACAAGCGUCUUGCCGACCCAGAAUUGGCUACACCUUGAAGCCAUAAUCUUCUCCAUCAACUGCAUCUCAGACACGAUUGCGCUCUCCGACGAGAAUACCCAGGCGCUCUCCACACUCAUCGGAUCUUCAUUGUUCAACGACAUCUCGACCAACAGUGCCGACAUACCAAACAAACUCAAGCGUGCUGCCAUGACGCUUGUUGAUCGAUACUCUUCAUUCAUCAAGAAGAAUCCCAACUUCCUACCUCCGGUUCUUACAUUCCUUUUCACAAUCCUGGCCUCGACACCUGCAGACAAAACAAAACUUGCGGACGCUUCCGCCAAAUCUCUUGAACAGCUUUGUUCCUCAUGUCGCAAGUCCUUGACACCACAUCUGGGUGAACUGCUUCAACAAUGUCCACAAGCACUCUCUGGCCCAUCAGCAAACAGCUACCAGAAGGAGAAAAUCAUGGCAGCUCUUGCCUCCAUCAUCCAAGCUUUGCCUACCGAAGAAGCCAAAGCCGCACCCCUUAUCUCGCUCAUCGAAGUGGUUGAAAACGAUCUUAAUACCGCCAUCAGAACUCUACACCAAGGCAACCUCGAAGACAGUGAGAUCCUCGGAACUUCCGCUUUACAGUGCCUUGCCAGCAUUGGAAAAGGCAUCCAGGCACCUACAAAUGAUGUGGUGGAUGUGGACAGUGAUGGUGACGAAGAUGACGACAGUUCUGCUACUACCAACAAUUUCUGGACUGCACAGGCCGGUGUGGAGAUCCAGAAACGCAUUGUGCAAUGCAUCAACAUCGUCGAGUACCUACACAACCCGGGAGAUGCCAUGGACGCCGCCUGUGCGAUCCUGCGUGCUGGUCUUAAGGAGACGAAGCCGGGUCCCUUCGUCUUCCCACCUGAGGCAACUGUCGCCUUCAUUGACAAGGCACAGAUAACUACACCCCGUAUCGAAGCCAUCAUCGGUACGGCUUGCAGCUUUGUCUCCAACUGUUCGCGGAAGACAAGCCCUCACAUGUUCAACGAGAUGUGUGCUGUAUACAACAGAGUAGCCCUGGUGAUGCAGCAGCUCGGUGACCCGGCCAACGACCCGCAACUGGCCCAGCUCUGCAUAGACUUCUUGCAAAGGCUGUUAGUCAGCUACCUCGACGUCCUCCUCGCCCCCUCGGAUGAGGAAAUCGCCGCGGCCAUGCAGUUUGUCAUAAACUGCAUGGUCGGCGACGCCCCCAUGCUCAAGCGCAAUGCUUGCAGCUUCUUCGAAACGUUGCUGGGUCUCGCCAACCCACGCACCGCUCACACGCUCCCGUCCUGCCGUGUGCCCCCCCUCGCUAUCAUCACCGCCUUCGCCACCCCUCUCUCCCGCGCCCUCAUCUUUAACAUGGGUGGGCUGGCCCAGCGCUCGGAGAUCGAGUCUUUGUGUAAGCCACUACGCGCACUCGUCUUCUCCCAGCCUGGGCUGGCCAAAGCGCACCUUGAAGAGGGGCUCAUGGACCCCCAAUUUCCCUCCACCAACGUGGGAGAGAAGGAGAAGAGGGUCUUCCUGGCGAAGGUAUUGGGGUUGAGGGGAGGUAGACAGACCGUGGUGGUGGUGAAGGAAUUCUGGGCCCUGUGCAAGGGUACAGUGACCUCGUUCGAGUAG
Molecule: messenger RNA, 3006 nt
Organism: Aureobasidium pullulans EXF-150
Lineage: Eukaryota; Fungi; Ascomycota; Dothideomycetes; Dothideales; Saccotheciaceae
Product: ARM repeat-containing protein
Exons: 5
Coding region: 1-3006 (1001 amino acids)
Biological process (GO): protein import into nucleus
Cellular component (GO): nuclear membrane; cytoplasm
Source: RefSeq, a predicted model, not a curated record